Messenger RNA from Paramuricea clavata, 12437 nucleotides. Lineage: Eukaryota; Metazoa; Cnidaria; Anthozoa; Malacalcyonacea; Plexauridae. The record is from the annotation of a GenBank genome assembly.
UACAAUUAAUGACUUUUCCAAAACAAACAAAAUGGCGGAAAGGUAUUUUGAACACAAAUGUGAAAUGAAAUUUCCCGUAAGGAACUAGAUGAAAGACGAACAAAAGCACCAAAUUUUGCUUUAACAAAAGAACUAAAUAAAAAUACGAACAAAACUACCCAAUUUUGGUUGAAAGUCUAGCAGGACUGAGCUUUGGCGAGAGAAUAUGAUCUUGACGGAGAAGUAUCCAAUUUUAUCAUGCUAAUAAUAAACAAGUAAUCAUGCGAUGUUGCUCGUACAAUUAGGGAUUGAUAGUACUCGUGAUGUUUGGAAAUUUGCCAAAUUGGACUCGCCCCGGCUGCUCGUCCAAUUCUGGCAAAACUUACAAAAUCACUCGUACUAUUAAUCCCUAAUUGUACUCGCCAUCGAAUGAUUACCUAUACUAAUACCUGUGCGUGAUUUCGAAAUUCCAUUUGUUUACGAACCACAGUUUCAUUAAGAAUUUUCUUUCUCUUAAUUGACAGGACUAUUCACAGCUGAUCAAAAACUGAAUGGUCAGACAAGCAUUUACACUCGUCAAAAUGCAAAUGGUGCUCGUAGUGGCUAUGAAUGCCCAGAGGAACGAGAUUACUAUCCUUACUGGCAUCCAACUGACUGGAUUGAUAUAGCGGUGUUUGCUCAUAAUGAAACGAUGUGUCAAUAUUAUCAGGAAGAAAGUUUUAAUGUCAAAACUAAAGGUUAGUCUUGAAUAACUACAGCUGUUAUUAUCUUUUCUUAUAUCGUUAUAUAAUUAACCUGGCUUUGUGUUUGCUCGUAAUGAAAUCAUGUGUCAGUAUUUAUUGAAUAUCAGAAAAUUUGAACCCUGAGAAUGAAGGUAAGUUUGCAGUCUGUUCCAAAGGUAUUUAACUAGAAAAUACAUGCAUGCAGAAACCCUCGCCAAAGAUUAGAUACUAUAAAGAUGUGUCACUCGACGUAUUUCCCUAAUGUUUGCGUGUCCGUAAUUUUCCGUGCUGAUCACGAGUGAUCACGCGAGAUGACGAGUGCAUAACACUUACUGUCAAAAUGGCGGCGAGACUGAAUACAAUAGGUUGCCAUCGCGAUGCUCGCGCUAUAUGACGAAUUUUGACGAAUUUGACACUUACUGGCAAAAUGGCGGCUAUAAAAAAAUCUCGGACAUAAUUUUCGCAGAGUGACACAUCUUUAUAGUGUCUAAUCUUUGCCCUCGCGUUGCUGACAAAACCGUUGUAUUUUCCGAACAUGAAGUAUCUAAAGUCGUUGUCAUGGUAAGACGAUAAUUUUUUAAGAAUAUUCUUACAAAUGAAAAUCGCCUAAAAAUAUCACUUUUAAUUACAAAAUUAUCAAUUUCCCAACAUAUAUAUGUUAGAUAUGUAAUCAUACGUAAUACAAGCUUCAAUUUAAGGUAAAAUUCAACCACAAACAAUUCACAAAACGUUUUAAAGUGUUCUUUAUAAAACUAAAGUCUAAACUGCCUUUAACUAUUAAAUGGCUUUAUCGAUAAAUUUGAGUUUGCAAUAAAAUUAUUUCAAAUUCUCGCUUGCAAAUAACUUUGCUUUAUUUAUAAUUUAAAAAAUUCAAUAUAAUGAAAAAGGGAAUCAAUAUUAAAGAUACACUGAAAUUAUAUGCUGUCUUGUUUAGUUGUUUCAUAUACGCAAAGGCCGUCGGGUUUUAAAGCCAUUAUAAAAUCAAUAUUUAAAACAAACUUACCUUCGUUAACGUCGGCUCCCUUCUUUUAGCUGAUUCUUUCGCCCUUUCUUUCUUGAAAUUUACAAAAUCUUGCAGAAAUACGAGCAAAAAUGAAAUAUAUUUGCAAGAAAUUUAUCAAUCAUCAAAUCAAGAAAUGUUUGCUAUUUCGCUGUCGUCAUGCAGUCGUUGUAAUGCAAACUUUAAAUUGGACCAAUCAGUGUCCGUUAUUCAUCACAGUCCGCCAUAUUUUUUAGAUCAGUGAGGAUGACCACCCAUCGUUGGUGACCGACGCCCGCGCUCAUUGAUGAACUUUAGACUUCGCUAAUGCUUUCGUUUCCCCGGGUGUAAAUAGCCGGGGGGAAUUAGUACCCUCGCACGGCGCUUCGCGCCGCCGGCUCGGGGACAAUUAGACAACGAAGCUGAAUUGUCUAUGAGCGAAUAGUCAACGAGGCGAAGCCGAGUUGACUAUUAUUUUGCUCAGAGACAACGAGCCUGAGUUGUCUAAUUGUUUUAGUAUAAACCACAUAAAGAAAACGGAAUUUUUCACUUGAUUUUUAUGUAAAAUAAUAAUUUUCUAACGAAAUGAGCGUUUAAAUGGUUUCCUUUAAUUUGGCGACAUUACGCCUCGGCCUUGUUGACAACUACUCAGUGCUGCGAACUCCCAAGAAUGACUUGAAAAAUAUAACUUGUGAGUUUCAAAAAAGUUAAAAAACAUGUCGUAAAACAGCAUAAUAGUAAGGGGCCGUUAUACAAACGAAAUUUGGCUAAUUAAAGGAACUCAAGGAAACAAGGCUUAAAAAGUCCAAAAUUUCGAACACAAAAUGGCUUCCCGAAUGGACCAUUUGCAUUUAGACUAAAUUUUGAUCUAGACAAAACUUUCAUCACAGCUUGAAAGAGCAUCACAAAAUUAGUAAUAUUUGCGAAAUGUUGUAAAAUGCUGAUAAUAUAGCCUUGCGAAAUUUGCAAUUUUCAGUCAUUUUGUAUUACAAACGGGAAAUUGAUGCCCCAACACCCGAUUGGGCUGUCAAUUUCCCGUGCGUAAUGCAAAAUGACUGAAAAACGGCAAACUUCGCAUGGCUAUAUUAUCCGCAUUUUACAACAUUUUGGGAUAUUACUAAUUUUUUGAUGCUCUUUCAAGUUGUGAUGAAAUUUUUGUCUAGAUCAAAAUUUAGUCUAUAAAGCUACUAAAUAAAAUUUACGUUAAAAAGCAGAAUAAAAAUGCACACAAAAGAAUCCGAAUGUCGUUGAAAUCUUUAAAAUAUCUGGAACAUAAAGAGGCAAACUAUUCCAUCAUCUAGCCAGUAUACAUAAACAAAAACCGGGGUUGAAAUUUCAACCCUGCUUCAGCUAGCAGGGUUGAAAUUUCAACCCCGGGAUUGAACUCAGCCCUGGGUUGAAAAUUUUGUCAUGUAAUCGUUUCAAACCAGGGCUGAAAUAUCAUGAGUUAUUCGAGCAUACGUGGUAGUGAUUAUUUAUUACAAGAAAACAAAAUAAAGGCUUUUUUACUUCCGGGAAUCGAUACCGAGAACGUAUAGUAUAGCGUUUCAACCCCGGGGUUGAAAUCGUCCAUGUAAUCGCAAAAAAUUUCAACCCGCUUAACAGGGCUAAGUUCAACCCCGUGGUUGAAAGUUGUCCAUGUAAUCAGUCCCUAAAAGGUUGAGGAAAUAGGGGUAAGUAGCUACAAAGUAUUGUUGAAUUUCAACGAUUCUGCUUGGAAUAUUAACAAACAUUGCAGUGCAUAUAUUUUGAAAAAAUCGCCUGUCACUUCCAUGUUCAAAACUACAAGCAAAAUUGAGAAAACGUAAACAUUUUACCGUAUGUGUGAGCAGUUUCCAAGAGUCUUUGAUUGUGUGUAAUCCAGAACAAAAUUAGGCCAUUUUGAUAAUCUUUUUCCCUUUAAAUGCACUUUAAAACGACCAUUGACUCUCGCGUCCUUCGCCGCUUGUUGCUACUAGUAGGCUAUCACUAAUAGCCUACUAGUAGCGCAGCCAAUCAGAACGCACGAAAUAUGAUAGCCUACUAGUAGGUUUAUAAUAAAUACAUAUAUUCAUUAGAAGCAGGUUAAAAUCGUAUUAUAUAAUUUAUAAUAGAAGUGGGAUAUAACAUGUAAUUUGUUUGGCUAAUCCGUGUGCAUUACAACGCCAUAAUGCACUGACUUGGUUUUUCAGUAUUUCUUGCUCCAUUUCCUGUUUCUAAUUGGCAAAAUAACACGAACGGAAUUACACAGUGCAGUUUUAAUCCAAAGUUUAUUAGAAGCAGUCAACAAGAGAUAACAGGAUAAAAAAACAAAGAAAUAUUCACAGUUGUUUUUAAGUCUGAUUGAAUUAAACUAGCUAAGAAAAGCAUUAUAGAAAAGAACUACAAAAGUUGACCAAAUGUUUAUUAGAAAAGUACCUUAAUAAAUGCUUUAAAUUGAAACUGCUCGAAUAUCUAAUUCGGCAAUACACGAAAAAUGUAUUGGUAAUUUCAGCAGCAAAUGAAAUUAAACACAACAACUCGACCAAAAUCCAGCUUGAAUAAGAGUUUUUUAAAAGUUUCUGAACAUUUCUUUCCAGUUUUUUAACUUCCAAAACGUAUAAUGUUUUCGUUCUUUCACGUUGAGUGAAAGCAUGUGCGUGACGUUGACGAUGUUGGGAGAACACUCGAAAAGCAACUAAACAUUCGAAUACGCCCCGUAUUUCACAGAAUUUUCUCCUGUUAUCCCAACAUUCCCCUCAUGUAUUAAUACCACCAUUAAACCAUUAAGGCACGCGACUGGUUUUCUAUUUCUUAAGGUGGCUUCAUACACUUUUCGUCAUCGGGGGACUGGUACCUGAUCUUGAGUUUUCGCGCGAAACGGUUAAAAAUAUAUGCAAAAUUAAAUAAAUACAACUUUUUCAGUCUAAAAUCCGAACUACAAGUCAUGUUUAUUUUGAUGUUUUGAGUCUUCUUUGUUCUCAUUUGUUCUCAAAGAACAAACUUCGUCCUGAUUUAGCCCUGAACAUUGAAUAACUAAAAAUGCUGUACUGAGUGGUUAUAUUACUACCUUAAAAAAUAAGCAAAAACUUGACGUUUCGAGCGAAGGCCAUUCGUCAAGAGUUAGAAACGAAACGACGAGUUUCUGCUUAUUUUUAAGGCAGUAAUAUAACCACUCAGCACAGCAUUUUCACUUUGGUACUACCAACACUGGUACAGACAGUUUUAGUAUACAUUGAAUAACUAGUCAUUUUAGAAGACAUUUUAAGGUAAAAAUGCAAUGUUCAACGUUCAAACUCUUGUGAAAACCGGCGAUCGGCCCGACCGGCGAAAAGUUUUUUACUCCAAUAUUUGGCGAUUUAUAAGUUCAUAUCCUGAGUUUUUUUGUACUUACAACUGGUAAAUGUAUUCAAAGUGUUACUAACAGCGAAGGAAUUCAGUGAAAUAUCAUCAUGCGCCGGCUCAAACUGUUUUCAAUUGUCAACAACAACAUGAAAACACACACUUAUACGCCUGAAAACGAAUAUUAAACUAUGUAGAAAAGCCAAAAGUUCAUACAUGUCACACAUAUCUUAUACCAAACGACCGACAAUCACCUGUUUUCUUGGCGUUAUCCCGAGUUAGCAUGCAAAACGAAAUAUAUUUGCAUUUUUAAGCAAGAAAACACAACAUAUAUUUGAUAUUUCGACGAGACUAAAAACUUUUUUGUGCGUGUUUUUCUGGAGAUGCGCCUGCGAAAACAUGUACGCGCAUAAUUCAUUGAUCUUGCAGAGUGUGAAAAACUUUGACCGCGCGGAAUAAAACCGUGAUUAUUUCCAAAACGAGUUCGGUAAGUACCCUGAAUUUUGUAAAUGAGUAGAAAUUUGUACAUGAGUAGAUACAUACUUCAAGAUUUCAUGAUGGAAAAAUAAAAAAAAAUGUCCACAGAAACUGUCAAAAAAGCCGAAAUUUAAUUCUAAAGAAUUGGGUCGGCAGAUUUUUUUUAAAUUUCCAAGAAAUGUUUCUCGACACUAACGCAACUGAUUUAUUUCGGCUAUUUAGUGUUACCAUUAUUCGUUAUAGUUGGCAUGGAAACGCGACUUUUAUCAGAAUUCUUCUUGUUUGCGACACGUCUUACUAUGUGUUACAAUUAUAAGUGAAACUUAACCCUGUAGAAGCAUUUAAGUUAAACAGAAAAUAUUAAACUUUUGCUCCUUUGGCUAAAAAGUGUAUUGAGCCACCUUAAACUAGAAAAUACAUGCAUGCAGAAACCCUCGCCUUGCUGACAAAACCAUUGUAUUUUCCGAACAUGAAGUAUCUAAAGUUGUUGUCAUGGUAACACGAUAUUUUUUAUAAUUAUUCUUACCAAUGAAAACUCGCCUAAAAUAUCACUUUUAAUUACAAAAUCAGCGUCAAUUUCCCAACGUAUAUAUGUUAGGUAUGAUAUUAUACGUAAUAUAAGCUUCAAUUUAAGGUAAAGUUCAACCACAAACGCUUCGCAAAACGUAUUAAUGAAAUGGCUUUAUCGAUAAACGUUGAGUUUGUAAUAAAAUGAUUUCAAAUUAUCGCAUGCAAAUAACCUUGCUUUCUUUUUUAUUUAAAACAUUAAAUAUAAUAAAAUGGGAAUCAAUAUUAAAGAUACACUGAAAUUAUAUGCUGUCUUGUUUAGUUGUUUCAUAUACGCAAAGGCCGUCGGGUUUUAAAGCAAUUAUGAAAUCAAUAUUUAAUAAUUAAAACAAAAUUACCUUCGUUAACGUCGGCUCCCUUCUCUUAGCCGAUUCUUUCGCCCUUUCUUUCUUAAAAUUUACCAAAUCUUGCAAAAAGGCGAGCAAAAAUGAAAUAUAUUCGCAAGAAAUUUAUCAAUCAUCAAAUCAAGAAAUGUUUGCUAUUUCGCUGUCGUAAUGCAGUCGAUAUAAUGCAAACUUUAAAUUGGACCAAUCAGUGUUCGCUAUUCAUGACAGUCCGCCCAAUUUUUGAGAUCAGUGAGGAUGACCACCCACCGCACCACUCACGAUAAUACACGCCCGCGCUCAUUGAUGAACUUUAGACUUGGCUAAUGCUAUCGUUUCCCCGGGUGUAAAUAGCCGGGGGGGAUUAGUACCCUCGCACGGCGCUUUGCGCCGUCGGCUCGGGGAUAAAAAUGAGAAAAUGAAUAAUAUGUUAACAUGCAAUCAUUAAAUCUAAAAGUUCUCAUUUCUUUGUUCCCAGGAGAAUGUCUUCAGUACUACAGUUAUAAGCCAGAUGGUUUCCGCCAUGACUCGGCUUAUAACAACAAAAUUGACUGCGAAAAGAAUCGAGGCUACUGGAUUUCUUUCAGCAACUAUUUAGAAGAAUCUCCCAAGCAUCAAACAGAACAAGAGUGUAAAGCUGCAAAUUCUAGCCAACUUCGGCUUAUUUGGGCCAUUCCUUACCGCUCUGAAGAUAUUGAUAAUUUAAAAAUGACUGGUAAUAAAGUAGAAUCAUUAAAACGUUGUUUGGUCGCACUUGACCCACCAGAAUGCACCAAAGCUCCAUAUACAAGAUCAAACCAUUUAGGAAAUGCCCGUGACGUGGUUCCUAUCCGUUACACUUGGGUUAUUCCACAUUUUCCGUCUGGUAAUGUACAAAGAUGCGUCCUGAGAAUAAGGUUAGUUGUAAGGUUUACAUACUUAUUUCUGCAUGCUAUUAGUUAUACUCAUAUGAGUGUGUUAAUAGAGUUUGAGUAGCGGACAUUUCGGGAAAAGACCACGUGAAAAACGUCGUUAAACACAGCAUACUCAUUGAAUGAAGUUAGUAGCGUCGUCCUGAAAGUUCAUUCAUCGAAGCCAGGAAAGAGUUCGAACAAAAUUUCUUAAUAAACGACAUUUCUUUGUUGUCUUUACUCUUUCGACGUACUUAUGUUGAUAAUAAACACUCUAUCAACAUAAGUACGUUGAAAGAGUAAAGACAAGAAAGAAAUGUCGUUUAUUAAGAAAAGAAGUUAGUAGCGUGUUAAAUAUUAAAAUUUAAACGUUAAAGGGGGAACUCAAAUAAAGCUGAAUAGUUAUUGACUGUUUGAUUUAUUAGAAUUGAGUUAAGCUUUCGCUGUACCACAAUAUCAUCAGAACUGCAAGGAUAAUUAAUGGUACACUUAAUAUACACAAAUAUAAUGUCCAUAUACAUAGCAGUGCGUUAAUCCUGUUUUGCUUUGUAUGUGCUCAAUAUGAAUCCUUGCCCCCACACACACACACACACACACACUCUUUGUGAGAGUGUGCUUGAUUUUGUGACAUGGUUUACUUUGCGGUUUUUGAUAAAAUUUACUAAAGGAACUAUAGGUAUGUAAUAUAUUAAUCACUGUAGAUUGUGUAGAACCUGAUGGAUAAAUAGUAUUAUUAUUUAUCAAAAAUAAUUCAAGAGUUUUGGUUGGCUAAGUGCUAUCGGUGAAAUCUUCAUAUCCGCUCGGUAGUUGCCCAAAUUUGCAGCUAUGACAUCACCGUGGAAUAUUGAAAACAAAUAUACCACUGACGUUUGAUGUAAUUUCGUGGUAUAUUGAAAAAACAAUGAAAAACGCUAUGACGUCAAGUUAAUUUAUGCGGCUUAUGCCAAAAGGUUGAAAAUACAAAUUUUCAUUUUCCGCGCCUUGACGUCUUCUUGAGACCGAAAUAUUUACGAAUAAAUAAUAAAACAAUUAUUGAAUUCGGUUCUCGCAGGAUAUGAGGAAUUAAGAUAACACAAACCACGGCCUUUAUAUAAUUCCUCAUAUCCUAUUCGACCUCAUUCAAUAAUUGUUAAUGUUGUGAAUUUUUCAUUAAUUUAAUAUCGUCUUACUCAGCUUUCAUGAAUUUUUCAAAAUUAAAUAAAAUAGUAAGCAUAUCAUUUGAUAUUUUUUAUUGGAAGAUAAGCUUAACUUUGCAAUUGAAACCCAAGAUAUAUGAGUUAAAAUAAUGAAGUUGCGAUAGUUUGAUUAUAUAUCAUCGUUGGUUUGUUUCCAUCAGGGACGUGCUGGGGUCAUGAAAAGGACGACGAAUGAGCAACGUUUGAUGGGGCCCAGGGGGAGGGGGUGUAGUAACAAAAUUCCGGGCAUACCAUUUUUCAGUCACUUUCGAAUUAAUGACCGUAUUUGUCGGUAAUAUUUUCGUGAAUUUAUAUUUUUAAAAUAUAAAUUGUUAGUAUCUUAAUUUUGAUUUUAAAAAUUAAAAUUUAUAUUUUUUUCUUUUCCAAUGUUUUAAUUUAUGAACCCAUAUGAUGGCAUGGGGCCCACAACAAGUUCUCGUCGGCUCGUUCCUAGCCAGCACGUCUCUGGUAAAUAAAGACCAAUUUGAUCGUAGUUUAGUACAAUUUGGAUGAACAUUGAACUAGGAAAAGACAAAAUAUUUUCUGACUUUUUCGUUGAAUUGCGCCGGCUGGGGCAGAAUGAAAUCUUUGUUUUAAUUAAAUUAUAAGACCAUGUCGACCAUUUAUUGAAAAUUUCAUUCAGAUACAAUUAAAUAAAAAUUUAUGCAUUUUGUAAUAUUUAAAAGAUUCUGGAAGACUUUUUUUGUAUCUGGAAAAACAAGUACAUUUUAUUUAAGAAAUAGAAAACGAGUCGCGUGCGUUUAUGGUGUGAUAAUGCACGCGGGCAAUGUUGGGAGAAUACGAGAGAAGCGUGUAAAACACGAGGCGUAGCCGAGUGUUUUACACGCUUCUCGAGUAUUCUCCCAACAUUCCCCAAGUGCAUUAUCGAACAAUAAACGCACGAGACGAGUUUUUCUAUUUCUUUUAUAAUAUAAGUAGAAGAUAUUACAUAGUAAACAAUUUUACUCAAAAAAUCGACGUUGAAAUUCUCCUUACAUGUACUCAGUGACGUCACGCGCAUGCUUUUACUCAUUCACUGUUGCUUAAUUUUUAAGCGAGGGAAGGAGCAAAAUUGCCAAAACAAUAUACAAACUUUUGGUCUUAUAAAGCCGGAAAAAUUGUUUAAAAUAGUGGAAAUAAAAAAAGCAGUGACACACAGACUAACUUGCCAAAAUUUUUCAGCAUCUGGGCUGCUGGAUUUGCCAUGAAAGACGAUAAAUCGUAGGUUUCGUCGCGUGUAAACUCAGUUUUAAUUUUCGAAAUUAUUGUAUUUUUUAUCUUUCGCCGAAAAUAUAUCUAGCAGUUAUUAUCAGAAGAAUUGAAGGUACUUUCUAAAUCACUUGUAUUCAGUUUUUGUUGCCUUUUUGUAUGUAUUUGAUCUUCCAGCUGUAUCUUUUUCAAGUUUUUCCCCCGACUAUUUUGUACGCUUUUACCCAAAACUUGUCGAGACAACAACAAAUUCGACGAAUACCAAGCCGGUUUAUUCUACACGUAGAACUAUAAAAAAUUGCUUUGUUCCUUUGGUCUAUUCCUUCUUGCUUUCUGGUAAAUUUUGCAUUUUAAAAGCUCUAUAGUUUUGUUAAUAUUUUUGGCUAAAAAGCAGAGAUGAAGCGGGGAAAAAACAGAGAAAGAGCAAAGCAGUGCUACAGAAUGAUCACAGUGCAUUAUUGCAUCACAAUGCACGCGCAUUAGCCAAUCAAAUCGUCUGUUAUAUCCCUCUUAUAUUAUAAUGUCUCUUACAUUAUACUGUCUCUUCAGUUUUGCCAUAAUCAUUCGGAUCCAUUAUGCGAUGGUAAAAUACCUAUUUCUCCUAAUUUCUUUGUUUAGGUACAAUAUUUCCACGGGGGAUUAUCCACCAUUUAACACAUUUAGUGAUGAAAAUAAUAAUCCGUAAGUAUAUUUGUACGAUUACAAUCAUAGUCGUGUAUGGGUUUGUAAUUUGGAUGCUUCUUGACUUAAGUUUGGAAAGUUAUAUAAUUAACUCAGCCAACCAUAUUGUGAGAAAAAUUAAGAUGAUUUGUUAAUUAAAAAGUAGGUAUGAAAGUAGGAGUGACAAACAAAGGAGCAAAUUCAAGAACAAAACUUAAAGGAGAAGAGAGAUAUCUCUGACCUGGAAGAAUAUAAAAUUCAUAUAUUUAGUGAGACAAGAGUCAAGCAUGUAUCUCUAAAUACAGUUUGGAAAUCAUCAAAUUAACUCCCAAGUUAGCAUUUACAUGCAAAGUUAACGUAAAUAAGUGUAGUUUUUAUACUAUAGUUUUAGCCUAACACACGAUCUUAAUAACAUGCAUAACUCUGAGUUAAGAUGAAACGUGCUUACUUAGACCACCUGUCCUUUUUAGUGCAUAAUUGAAAAUAUUUUGAAAUUUGUUGACAACAUUUAAUUUAUAUGUCUAACUCUGUUCUCAUAUUGUUUUCCAAAACUGCCAAACCAAUAACUACUGAAACAUGUUUUGUUCUCGAACAUUUCUUUAUAAGGAAUAACGGUGUAAUUUCUCCCGUCCAAAACAAUCCACAAGUAAAAGUUGGUCAUGUUCAGCUGCCAUUACAACUUGCCAUCAACACCGCUCAAUUUGGACGUACUUUUCAAGAUCGAUCUCAUUUAUUCAAGCUCCUACCCAGACCUAAAGGUGUGACAGAUUAUGACGUCAUCUAUAAUCUGAACGUACGCGGAAAGCGAGGGAACAUCGUGCAAACGUAUCCAGCUGUAGAAUACGACUUUAUCCCCAAGCGAUUGAAUAUUACCAGCGCAAGUCUUUUGCAUAUCCAGUGGACUGGUGAGUAUAAGAGUUACUCUUAAAAUUUCUUCUCAACUUUAUUUGGCUGUGUGGCCUUUAUGAAGUAAGAAAUAAAAUAAUUGCGUCUGCGUUUCGUGCUUGAAAUAGUGAAGAGCAUUUUGUAGUCAUCUUCAUCAGCUUGACUCUCUACCGAUUACACCAUUGCAUACUUUGCAAUCACAAUCACGUACUAAGCCAGAAAGUAGGCAGCUUCCGAAAAUCUGACGUGCGCCCCACGCAAAUGACGAAUCUUCUACUUUUACUAUGAUUACCCAUAUUGGAGGUAACAAUUUCUGCUAAGUAUAACUUGGGCCAUGCAUACCUUUUUUUGCUUGCGUAAUUAUCUACACGUAUUUAUAUGUCGGAUUUGCUUCCUGUGCAUUUUUUACAACACUCAUAAUUUUAUAUUACCCAUAAUAGUAGACAACAAAUCUCAAAAUGACCAUCUCCUUCUUUCAAAGGAUCAAAUACAAACCCUAAGAAUUAUGCCGGGCAAGGAACUGCAGGUAUGUUUAACUGAAUGAUGUAUUGUAACUGCUGAAAAAAUAGACAGUUUUUGAAACAUUAUACUUGUAAAUUACUACAAAUUCAACUCUGUUUUUGUAGUUUUGUUUUUCUAUUUUGAAUUAUUUCAUUUAAAUCAAUUUUUUCAUGCAAAGGCUUAUUCGAACCUGGUAAGACGUCAGAAAUCAUGGAUGAUUCCGCAUUCUGAUAAACUCCAAUGUUGCAAAAAGAGCGCCAGUGCAAAAAAAUAAAUAAGGAAUGAAUAUUAUCCAAAAAAGUACAACAACAACAACAACAACAACAACGACAACGACAACGACAACGAGAACAACAACAACAAUAACAACAACAACAACAACAACAACAACAACAACAACAACAACAACAACAACAACAACAAACGAACUUGUAAAUAAAGUUACUGUCCAACUGGAACUGUAUUAUAACUUUUACAAUAUACUGACUCGAUAUUUUUUAUGCAGGUACAGAUCGAAACAACAUGGUGGAAAUGGCAGACCCUUCCGUGAACUAUCCUGUAACCUCAGAAAAAACAUUAACAAUGUUCACUAACGCUGAAAUCGUUUGGUCAAGUGAUGAUGAAACAAAGACUAAACAAGAUCUGAUUCUAAGUAUGGCUUCCUCUGGCUACUACAACAGCAUGUCGCUCUGUAGGGCUUCACCAAAGAAAACAGCGCUUAAUGUUUUGUUAAACAAUGCUCCGGCAUCGUAUCGUGGCAUGCUAUUGAG